GGUGUUCAUGAAGUAGCCUACUGGCUGCGAGUCGGAUGACAGGAAAGGUAGUCCGUUUAGGCAAAAGUUUGUAUGGACUGAGACAGGCAUCUAGAAUAUUUCACAAGAGGCUAGUGUCGGACCUGAAAAGGAUUGGUUUCGAACAAUCUCUGUCAGACCCCUGUGUUCUUCGGUUUAUGAUGGGAGACGAGGUGUUGGGUAUGAUUGCGAUUCAUGUGGAUGACAUUCUGUAUGAAGGAAUUGAGAGGCUUGCUAAGAUGGUUGUGGAAGCGCUAGGUGACUCUCUCCCCACGAAGAAUUUGGGCGAGAUCAGGUUCUUUCUUGGUUGCGCAUUCGUUCGCGACCGCGAGGCUGGUACGAUUGAGAUGUCUCAAGAGAGUUACAUCAGGAGUGUUCUUGAGAGAUUCAAUGUUUGUCGCACCAGCUCGAUCCCUGCUUCCCUUACUAACGAUUACAAGUCCGUGAUGGAGGAUGAGGGGGCACGAGAUGUGCCGUUCCGAGAGGUGGUGGGGAGCCUGAUGUGGAUCGCCAACCAGACGAGGCCCGACAUCUCGAAUGCUGUGCGGGCGGUGGCAAGGCACUCUCACGAGCCAAAGAAAAGCCACGGGAAGGCUGCUCAGAAGAUUCUAAAUUAUCUUCUGGAAGCGGCACAUCUAACUUUGAAGUACAAGCAGGACACUAUGGUAGACGUAGGCACGUUGGUUUACGUCGACGCAGACUUCGCCAGUAAGGCCACUGACCGUAGAUCAGUUUCGGGAGCACUAGUUCUAGUAGCUGACUGUCUUGUUGCUUGGAUUUCUAGGACACAGAAAUGUGUCACACUUUCAACAACUGAAGCAGAGUAUGUUGCGAUGGGUGACGGUGUAAAAGAGGCUCUGUUUGUCAAAGGAAUGCUCGAGUUCUUGAGGCCUAGUGAUAGAAUCGGUAAGAUUCAGGUACGAGAGGACAACGAGGGUGCGAUUGCACUUGCUGAGAAUCCACUCAGUUCGUGUAACAGUAAGCACAUUGACGUGAGUCACCAUUUUCUCAGGAAUUUGACAGAGGAGGGAGUGUUGGAAAUCAGGCAUGUCUCUAGCGAAGUACAGCAUGCGGACAUUCUGACGAAGGCUCUGCCGAGAGAUCCUUUUGAAGUUCAUCGUAAUUUUGCUCAAGGUUUGAUUUCUAAGAAUUAGUCUAGAGACCUGUGUUUUAUUUUAGUUGUUAUAUUCUGAUAUACAUUUGAUUGGUCGGGACAACAGCCCCAAGGGAGGGUGUUCGUGAUAGUUGCUGCUGUGUGUGUCGACAGAGUGACGUAGAACAACUUGAUCGGACAGGUUGCAUUACGGGACUGUCUGCGUUGAAGAUCGUUGAGCAGCCACAUAUUAUCAGAACAGCAA
Ectocarpus sp. CCAP 1310/34 is the source of this 1376-nucleotide messenger RNA. The record is from the annotation of a GenBank genome assembly. Lineage: Eukaryota; Phaeophyceae; Ectocarpales; Ectocarpaceae.